CUGAACCUGUUCUAUCCGAUUCCCCACCUGUAGGACAUUAGACAGAUAAUGUCGGCAACAACAGAGGGUAGGAUGAUACAACAUGAUUUGGACAACACCGGUCUGGUAACGACCAAGGAGAGGCGUCAGCUGGUGAGACUUUUAGUCUCAAAUUUAAUGGAGACGUACGGGGAAACACCUACAGCAGACACCAAGAAAGUAUUGGCAUCCUCCUUGGUGCAGGCCUUCCCAAGUUUGCGCGAUUCCUCUGAAAGUGGCAGUGACAUAUGGUUUGCAAGAGGACGGAAGUGCCUGCCAGCUACGGGAUUCCUGGAGGAGAGACUAAGAAAUAUUAGGAAGCGAAUGCGAUCCUCACAGCGUCCUGUGAGAGUAGAGGAAUGCCCCUGCCCUACCCUUUUACCAGCUUCAUCCAUUUCCCAAGAGAGGGCGGAGUCGAUGGUGGAGUGGCUCAAACUAAACUCCGAACCCCACAACCGGGUGGAGGACUUUAUGCAGGCCACUGCUAUCUACCGGGCUGAAUGGGUCAGAAAAAACACCUCAUCCACCAUUGCAGAGGUUUUGCAUGAGUUCCCUAGACUGAUGAGUCCAGGAAUGAUUGCUCAGGACUUCAAAAUCCUGCACAAAGAUGCUGCACUUAAAUUGGCUGAGACGUGGCAGCUGUCUUUCGCCAACAAAGUCCUCCGUCUAGCUCAAAGGGAAGGAAAGCUGGCAGUGGAUGUGGAUUCUUUGACACAGGAAUCAAAGGCAUACAUCUCUCUUAGGCUGUUGCCCAGCCUAAUGCCACUACCGGUCUACAGGGUCAACAAGAAAACCACUAAAACGGCACUGGCAGAGGCGAUGAUGGCCUUCAUCGACGUGAAACCUGUUGGGACAAAUAUGGUGGAAUACCUCCAGGAGGUGGAAGGAGCCAGACCAUACCCCUACGUGCUGGUGCUGGGAGGAGGGGAGGUGUUCUAUCAAGUGUUUGUCAUCUUGAUUGGUCAGGCUAUGGAAUUCCCAACUGUCCUGGAGGCCGUCGACAUUUGUUUUAAAUGUUUUUACAUUUUCGAUGUCUCUUUCACCAAGCAGUGUUCCCCAGCCUGGGAGUUUUUGCAAGAGGCCGUGUACGGGCUAGGAAAAAAAAAGUUGUCCCCGGGGGUGGCAUUUGUGAAAACUGCCCUAGCGCACUGCUAGUUUGUCUGUCUGUCUGUCUGUCUCUCUCUCUCCCUCUCCUUCUCACACUCAUGCAGACAUACACUCA
Messenger RNA from Alosa sapidissima (American shad), 1240 nucleotides. RefSeq lists its product as uncharacterized. The record is from RefSeq and is a predicted model, not a curated record. NCBI's taxonomy places the organism in Eukaryota, Metazoa, Chordata, Actinopteri, Clupeiformes, Clupeidae. The transcript has 7 exons. Bases 49 to 1173 code for a protein of 374 amino acids.